AUUAGACUCCGGAAGAGGCAGGGCCCAAGAUGGCGGCGCCCACAAGCGCCUGAAAGAACGCUCAUGUCUGUCAACGGAGCGGUUUGGGGGCGUGUGCGUAGCCGUCUCCGAGCCUUCCCGGAGCAUCUGGCGGCCUGCGGAGCUGAGGCCUCGGCGUAUGGCAAGUGCGUGCAGGCCUCCACUGCCCCAGGAGGCCGCCUGAGUAAGGACCUCUGCGUCCGUGAGUUCGAGGCCCUGCGGAGCUGCUUCGCCGCCGCGGCCAAGAAGACCAUGACGAGAGGCUCCUAGGAAGAGCAGUGGGCACAGGCACCUGUACUGACAGCACACAUGGAGACCUUUGGUUCCUGAUGUUUGGUGGUUCUUCCCACCUUGAACCUUGGGCAGGGCAGGGUUGUUUACCAGCAGUGUGUAUGAGGAUCUGUAUUUGAUUAAGAUGUAACAUGAAGAUGAUUUAAUAUUG
This is a messenger RNA of Apodemus sylvaticus (European woodmouse), 460 nucleotides long. It is a transcript of the gene Ndufaf8, whose product is annotated as NADH:ubiquinone oxidoreductase complex assembly factor 8. The transcript is spliced from 3 exons. Gene Ontology annotation, cellular component: mitochondrion. The record is from RefSeq and is a predicted model, not a curated record. NCBI's taxonomy places the organism in Eukaryota, Metazoa, Chordata, Mammalia, Rodentia, Muridae. Gene Ontology annotation, biological process: mitochondrial respiratory chain complex I assembly. The coding region runs from base 64 to 288 and encodes 74 amino acids.